AUGGCUUCGACGGCUACGACAACUGAUUUCUUCAAGCCUUUCCUCUCCUCUCCUUUCUCCAAUGGGAAUGUGGCGCAACGAGGUAGUAGACAGAACGUGGUAUGGUUAAAUCGGAAGAAUCCUGGGAAUUACAGUAACAGGUCUCUUCGUGUUAAUGGAUUAUUCGGAGGCGGGAAGAAGGACAAUAACGAGGAUGGGCAAUCAAAGGCAGGAAUUCUUGGUAAUAUGCAGAAUCUGUAUGAGACUGUGAAGAAAGCUCAGAUGGUUGUCCAAGUCGAGGCUGUUCGGGUGCAGAAGGAGUUAGCUGUUGCUGAAUUUGAUGGUUAUUGUCAAGGCGAGCUUGUCAAGGUUACAUUAUCGGGUAACCAGCAACCAAUCCGCACUGAUAUUACUGAUGCAGCAAUGGAAUUAGGCUCCGAAAAACUAUCUCUACUUGUCACAGAAGCAUACAAGGACGCACAUGCAAAGAGUGUACUGGCUAUGAAAGAAAGAAUGAGUGAUCUGGCCCAGAGCUUAGGCAUGCCUCCGGGCCUCAGUGAUGGAUUGAAGUAA
Thlaspi arvense is the source of this 552-nucleotide messenger RNA. Lineage: Eukaryota; Viridiplantae; Streptophyta; Magnoliopsida; Brassicales; Brassicaceae. The record is from the annotation of a GenBank genome assembly.